Messenger RNA from Trichosporon asahii var. asahii CBS 2479, 324 nucleotides. RefSeq lists its product as uncharacterized. Lineage: Eukaryota; Fungi; Basidiomycota; Tremellomycetes; Trichosporonales; Trichosporonaceae. The transcript is spliced from 2 exons. The coding region runs from base 1 to 324 and encodes 107 amino acids. The record is from RefSeq and is a predicted model, not a curated record.
AUGACGUUCCCUUCCCCCCUCACCGUGCCCAACUGGCGCCGUUCUCCCGCUUCGAGCACCACCACAACACCCUCUGGAUCCCCCGACGACCGCCUCAACGCCCUCCUCGAGCACUGCGAGAGCGGAACGCACUCCUUCCAGCGCGAACGUGAAGAGCUCGCCAAGGCCAACGCUGCCGCUCAGGCUGCGACGAAACAGCAGCAACAAGAGCCUGCCCAGCAGCCGAAACGCGGCCCGCUCAUGUCCCUCCUCAGCCUCACGCGGCCGCGGGAAGAGUCCCACUUCGACCCGUCCAAGAACCCCAAGCUGCACCAUCUCAUCUAA